GGAAGUUUUAUUAUUGUUCUGGAAAGAGGAACACGGGCGUCCAGAAACGUUGUACAGCACAUUCUUGUUGUUUAUUUUUCGUUGUAACAUACGGCCCUUUAUUUUCACACAUAAAUCGUUGGUAAAAAUACUCAAAGGGUCGACUGAAACGCUAGCAGCCGCGAUGGCGUCGCCGCUGGAGAUGACAGAGAUGUACGACAACGCUCUGCUGGGAAUCCUGCAACACGUUGGAAACAUCCAGGACUUCCUUCAGGUCUAUUUUGGAUUCUUGUACCGUAAAACGGACUUUUAUCGCUUCCUGUCGAGUCCCAGCGACAAGAUGGGCUUCCCCCCUGGCGUGGCCGAGAAGAUGGUGCUCAAGACAUUUAAGCUGUUUGAGAAGCUGGCAGAGCAUGACAGAGAGAGACAGCUGAGCGAGAUGCAGAAGAGAGUGGAGAGUAGAUGUGUUCCUCCAGCAACUCAGGAGCUGGAGGUCGCCUGUCAGCCUCACGAGGAGGCAGAGGAGCAGGGCACAGAGGCAGCGCAGAUGGAGAGCUCCCCGCUGGAUGCCGGGCAUGUUGCAGCCCCUGCAGCCUCAGAAGCGACCGCCAGGCCUCAGCCCGAGGGCAGCAGCGGCGGCGCUCCAGGGCCGUUAGCUCAAGGAGAUCAGGGCGCUUCAGCCAGCACAAACUCAGCAGAGGAGGGUCAGGAGAGAUUUCAGUGUGAUCCCGACAGUUACAACGGGGCAGUGAGGGAAAACUACAGCUGGUCUCAGGACUACACUGAUGUGGAGGUUCGUGUGCUUGUGCCCAAGACUGUUGUGAAGGGCAGACAGGUCAGUGUUAGUCUGCAGACCAGCAGCAUCCGAGUUUGUGUGAGGGACGGAGCCAAGGAGGAAACACUGAUGGAGGGAGAAUUCACCCACAAGAUCAACACUGAAAACUCUCUGUGGAGCCUGGAACCUGGCAGCUGUGUGGUCCUGUCACUCAACAAGACCUCAGAGGUUUGGUGGAACGCAGUGCUGAAAGGAGAGACGGAGAUCGACAUCAACCAAAUUAACCGCGAACGCUCCAUGGCGUCAGUUGAUGACGAGGAGCACGCAGUUUUGGACAGACUCACGUUUGACUACCAUCAGAAACUGCAGGGCAAGCCGCAGAGUCAUGAAAUGAAAGUGCACGACAUGCUGAAGAAGGGCUGGGAUGCUGAAGGCUCGCCCUUCAAAGGGCAGCAGUUCGACCCCUCCAUGUUUGACAUCCCACCCAGUGCGGUACAGUUCUGAGACACAGCCACAGCUAAGCCAAGUAUGAACUGGAUUCUAGUUUAUUUAUAGAACUGCUUGCAAGACAUUUACCUGCUGCUCUGCUGUGUUGGACGUCUGUCCUUAACUGUAAGAGCAGAACUGAAGCCGCUUGUUCUGACGAGGACUUGUAAUUAUACAAAACCUGAUAAAAAUGUGUACUUUGUUCACUCCA
This is a messenger RNA of Scophthalmus maximus (turbot), 1451 nucleotides long. RefSeq names its product NudC domain containing 3 (gene nudcd3). Lineage: Eukaryota; Metazoa; Chordata; Actinopteri; Pleuronectiformes; Scophthalmidae. Gene Ontology annotation, biological process: protein folding. Gene Ontology annotation, cellular component: cytoplasm. The transcript has 6 exons. The coding region runs from base 164 to 1258 and encodes 364 amino acids. The record is from RefSeq and is a predicted model, not a curated record.